Messenger RNA from Bursaphelenchus xylophilus (pine wood nematode), 945 nucleotides. The record is from the annotation of a GenBank genome assembly. Lineage: Eukaryota; Metazoa; Nematoda; Chromadorea; Rhabditida; Aphelenchoididae.
AUGUUUUACCUCUUCAGUAUUCUUGUUAGUGUCGCCUUUGUGAAAGGUAGGUACUAUAUUGAUAAAUUUUUCGGUUUCAAAAAAAAGUAAAAAUCUGACAAUGAGCGUCGCACGUUAACCUCCCUUGAUAGUCAACACUCAAUUUUCAGCCAAUUUCCUCGAAGACGUUGGUGUUUUCUUUGAGCCCGCUACGCUGUCCAACAAAGAAAUGGCCAAGCUGGGCCUGGAAUUAUUCGACGCUCAAUGGAAAAAGCAUGGUGAAAAAUUCACCGAAGAUUUUAAAAUUCCGCCAGUCGUUGCCAAAGUUGUCAAACAAUUGGAGACACCGCUUCAAUUCGCCAGCUUAGCGCUUUGUCCACAAUGCGAAGACUUUGUUUCGGACAUUCAAACGAAAGUCCGGGGUGACCAAGACUUCCCACGAUGGGUCGCGGAGCUGACGGUAAGCUUUAUCGUAGGAGGUAUUAACGGCUUUUUUUUUUUUUUUUUUUUUGACGAUUUGCAAACAUGUCUCUUUUUUGCAAUUUUACUGCAAAUUUCAAUAAAAUUACCUUCGCCAUGUCUCUAAAAACGAUUUCGGCGACGUGCUCUGUGUAUGUUUGCUUUACCAUCACUUCCGUUGUAAUUUCAUUAAUUCCAGCUCCCUGCGGCAGUCUGCCCUCUUCUCUUCUCCAUUGAUCGUGAUCUUGUCCCAGUGUGCAUGGUUGGCGGCUUUGGUCUCAGCAUUUUCUUCGUCAACUCCGAUCCAGCCUCGGUCUGCGCGGCUAUACCACUAUGUACAUGGUCUACGGGGAGUCCUCGUUCAAGGACAACCACUGCCAGCCAUUUUACGACCACUGCCGAAACCACUGUUAGAGUGAGUUGAUGAUUUAUAACACAAACUUAAAACUGCUUUAGACCUCUGCUACAAGCGCUUCUACAAGCGCCGCCUCAACUGUAAACGAAUAG